Messenger RNA from Cyphellophora europaea CBS 101466, 189 nucleotides. RefSeq lists its product as uncharacterized. The record is from RefSeq and is a predicted model, not a curated record. Bases 1 to 189 code for a protein of 62 amino acids. Lineage: Eukaryota; Fungi; Ascomycota; Eurotiomycetes; Chaetothyriales; Cyphellophoraceae. The transcript has a single exon.
AUGCGCACAGUCCGGGGCCCGGACAACAAUUCACCCCGCGACGCGAUAGUAUCCCACCGCAAAAUGUCUACACCCCAGGCCACCACCCCCCUCCGUCUCCCGCUGGCAUGCCUCCAUCGACCCCAGGAUCGCAAUACUAUUCGGGCCAGUCACUCGUCUAUGGCCAGCCAUAUCCGCAGCAGGGAGUAA